AAUCUUCUCCCGUCGUCUGUCACUUUUUGGCUCGUAUCAACUCCUACACGGACCAGAUCACCUAUGGCGAGGUGCUAUAAUACGAUUCGGCCAUAAAACAACUAACCCGUCAAAUCACCAACCUUCCCGGUAACGAUAUCUUUCGUCUUACGCUUGAUAUCUUCUUUCGACGCGAUCUCUUAGUCCUCCAUCGUCGUCAUGCACUGGGCCUCCAUGCGCCUGUUCUGUAUCCAACCUCCUACUGGUCAUCUCUCGAAUGCAGCCUAGCAAUGAGUAUGCACCACCGCAACCUUUACGAAGCGUCGAACCAGCCACCAAACAUUGACCUAGUAGGCCGGCCCUACAUGUUAGACUUCUUCGCAGCUGCUCUGACGGUGUGCAUCCAUCUUCUACGCAGCGAUGCGCCGUUGGACACGACUUUGGCACCCGAGGGCACAAUACCGGCUCGUCAAACCAUUCUGAGCACCUUGACGAACUGUCUAGACAUCUUCUCCAAGGAGCAAAACAAGUCUUUGUGCUUCCGCACAGGACACCGCCUCCUGAUGGCAGUGUUCGCGUUGAUACCUAAGGAACAAAGAGAUCGCAUCAUGCACCAAACUGAUGUAGAUUUUGGGACUAUAGCUCGCAUACCUGUCGACGAGACAGCUUUGAUACGAUGA
Molecule: messenger RNA, 659 nt
Organism: Cucurbitaria berberidis CBS 394.84
Lineage: Eukaryota; Fungi; Ascomycota; Dothideomycetes; Pleosporales; Cucurbitariaceae
Exons: 1
Coding region: 270-659 (129 amino acids)
Source: RefSeq, a predicted model, not a curated record